AUGAGCAAGAGCCAAGUGAACAAGAACAGAAAGAUCGGCGCCCUGAUCGCCUACACAACCCUGGCCUGCAGUCUGGUCUCCUUGGGUGUCUAUGUCUACCGUCAACAACAACAAAAGGGAGCAGGAGGAAAUAGCAGCAGCAGCAGUCGUCGCAACGGAACAGUCGACUCACGCCCUAGUCUGGAUCAUAAUGGUCGCCCCAGUUUGGAUAACAACUCAGGAGCUGAUGGAAGCGACGCCCGAUCCUCAGAGCCUCAGGCGUCUUCAUUAUCGCGACUUGGUUCCAAGAUUGCCAGGACUGUCAAGCGGAAUCGUAAAGUCAUGACCAUCUCCCUCAAAAACACAAUCGUAUGGAACCCUUCACCAGAUCCAACCACGCCUAACUAUGGCUUUGUCGAGGGCGCAAUUCCUUUACUUUUCCACCUCGCAGAGACUUAUAAUCUGCACCUGAUCUUGCUCUGCCCACCUUUGCAACCAACAUCACAACACCAAAACCAGCAUAGUCAACGAGCGAAUGGCAAGGGAAGGGUUAUGACGGUUCAGGAGCAAGAAGAGGCCAAGAGACAGCAACAAUUGGGGCAGGAACGGGAACGGGAUCAGAUCCUGACGAUGCUUGAGAACGCAGGUCUGAUCUCACCUGUUGGUACCAAAGGGCCCAAGCUGAUUGACCCGCGUCAGUUGUUGAUCUGUGAGACAGAGGAGGGAGUCAGCCAUGUGGUUCGCCAUAUUGAGAGUCAGGUCCAUGUGGAGGCACGGCAGAGUGUUGUUGAGUUGGUUCAGGGAGUUGUGCCCAAGGUGGUAUUUGUGCAAAAGAAGCCAGGACACAGCAGAGCGUCGUCUAUUUCUCAACAACAACAGGAGCAGGAUGGGGAUGUGAUGACUCGAUCUCAUAUUCGAUCGAGCUCAUCGCCAUCUUCAUCUCCCUCAAGAGGAUCAGAGGAAGGAGUGUCGUCGUUUGCUGAUUUGGGAUCCUCUUCGAUUGUCAACGGUCAACAACGGCAAAUGGGCGAUUCGUUUGUGGAGGUGUUCAAGGCUCCACAGCACGAACCGUUGGUGUCUGGAUAUGUGACACAGGCGGGCAGGAAGGGCUAUGUCGAGGUGACCGACCAAUUGAUGCGUAGCAGCCUCAACCCCGAGUACAGCAAUUAA
Linnemannia hyalina is the source of this 1149-nucleotide messenger RNA. NCBI's taxonomy places the organism in Eukaryota, Fungi, Mortierellomycota, Mortierellomycetes, Mortierellales, Mortierellaceae. The record is from the annotation of a GenBank genome assembly.